This is a messenger RNA of Onthophagus taurus, 717 nucleotides long. RefSeq names its product inosine triphosphate pyrophosphatase. NCBI's taxonomy places the organism in Eukaryota, Metazoa, Arthropoda, Insecta, Coleoptera, Scarabaeidae. Gene Ontology annotation, cellular component: cytoplasm. Gene Ontology annotation, biological process: nucleoside triphosphate catabolic process. Gene Ontology annotation, molecular function: nucleoside triphosphate diphosphatase activity. The record is from RefSeq and is a predicted model, not a curated record.
UUGACAGUUGACAAAUUGCACAUAACCUCAAACUAUUUUGGCACAAAAUUCAACAUAUCUUAUAAAUGUUUUUUGUACACGUGCUGAUAAAUGAACCUUUUAAAAAUGGCAAAAACGAUAUCCUUUGUAACUGGAAACGCUAAAAAAUUAGAAGAAUUAAACGCAAUCUUAGGCGAAUCCUUUCCAUACAAAAUAAUAAGUGCAAACGUUGAUUUACCAGAACUCCAAGGUGAAAUAGAAACAAUUUCAAUAAAUAAGUGUAAAGAAGCUUAUAAACACGUGAAAGGACCAGUAAUUGUUGAAGAUACAUGUUUGUGCUUUAAUGCUUUAAAAGGAUUACCAGGUCCGUAUAUAAAAUGGUUUUUGGGAAACUUAGGUCCCGAUGGUUUAUAUAAAUUAUUAGCCGGGUAUGAAGAUAAAAGUGCUGAAGCAGUUUGUACAUUUGCUUUUCACCCGGGGGGUGAAAAUGAUGAGGUAAUGCUAUUUCAAGGAAGAACCAAAGGGGAAAUAGUUGACCCAAGGGGACCAAGAGAUUUCGGAUGGGAUCCUUGUUUUCUACCUGUUGGGUACAAUGUAACUUAUGCCGAAAUGCCAAAAAGCGAAAAAAAUAAAAUAUCUCAUAGAUAUAGAGCUUUAAAAGAAUUACAAGAUUAUUUAUUGAAAAUAGUUUAAGUUAAAAGAUGUAAUGGGUGUUAAAUAAAUUUAAUUUAUGAUUUA